Molecule: messenger RNA, 2397 nt
Organism: Prorocentrum cordatum
Lineage: Eukaryota; Dinophyceae; Prorocentrales; Prorocentraceae
Source: the annotation of a GenBank genome assembly
CACUUUGGCUCAAGCCACCUGCGCUGCGGGGCUCUGCUGGCCGAGCCCGGGGGCGCCCUCCAUGCCCGCAUGAUCCGACGACGCGCGCUUGCGGUCUUCUGCAGCACCGCCUUCGCCACUGCGGCCCCAUGGCAGACUGCCGGCGUGGCGGCGCGCAGGGCCGAGGCCGGCGCGGCGGAGGCUUGGGCGGCCGCCGGGCCAGGCCUGAGCCGGUCAGCCGGUCUGGACAACGCCAUCGCCACCUCCAGCACAACCACCACGCUCACAACCACAAGCCAGACAAGCACCACCAGUCUCACAAGCACCACCCAGACAUCCACCACCACGUCGACUUCGACCUCCCGGGCCAGCGUGACGGAGGCGACAGGGAGCAGCACGAUCAUCCUGACCAGCACCAGCCAGACGAGCACCACUAGCUUGACCUCGACCACCCAGACCAGCAUGACAGGGAGCAGCCCCCUGACCCGCACGUCCGAGGCCGGCGCGACAGAGAGCAGCACCCUGACCAGCACCAGCCAGACGAGCACCACUAGCUUGGCCUCGACCACCCAGACCAGCACGACAGGGAGCAGCCCCCUGACCCGCACGUCCGAGGCCGGCGCGACAGAGAGCAGCACCCUGACCAGCACCAGCCAGACGAGCACCACUAGCUUGACCUCGACCACCCAGACCAGCAUGACAGGGAGCAGCCCCCUGACCCGCACGUCCGAGGCCGGCGCGACAGAGAGCAGCACCCUGACCAGCACCAGCCAGACGAGCACCACUAGCUUGACCUCGACCACCCAGACCAGCACGACAGGGAGCAGCCCCCUGACCCGCACGUCCGAGGCCGGCGCGACAGAGAGCAGCACCCUGACCAGCACCAGCCAGACGAGCACCACUAGCUUGACCUCGACCACCCAGACCAGCACGACAGGGAGCAGCCCCCUGACCCGCACGUCCGAGGCCGGCGCGACAGAGAGCAGCACCCUGACCAGCACCAGCCAGACGAGCACCACUAGCUUGACCUCGACCACCCAGACCAGCACGACAGGGAGCAGCCCCCUGACCCGCACGUCCGAGGCCGGCGCGACAGAGAGCAGCACCCUGACCAGCACCAGCCAGACGAGCACCACUAGCUUGACCUCGACCACCCAGACCAGCACGACAGGGAGCAGCCCCCUGACCCGCACGUCCGAGGCCGGCGCGACAGAGAGCAGCACGUCGAGCUACUGGACGAUGAACACGAGGGGCAGCACCACGAGGAGCACGGCCACGUCCACGACCAUGCGCACCUCCGGGAGCGUCCCACCGAACGCCCAGACGUCGUCUCGAGUAUUCGGGUCGAUGGCGCUGUCGCUUGCGGACCCAGACGCUGUCCGGAACGGCCCCCACGCGGAGAAGGUGCUGAGCGCGGUGGGCCUCGCCGUCGCCCAGGUGGCGCGCAUGCCGCCGAACUACGUGUCCGCCUGGUUCGGAGAGCCCGGCGAGCCCGAGCCCGUGCGCAGACUCUCUGCGGGAACCCUCAUGGCGGAGUAUAGCAUCGGCGUGCCAGCCGAUGCCGCCGCUGGAGUUCCCGCCGCCGCCGCCGCGAGGAUGUCCUUGAACGACGUGGACCUCGGUUCCUUCACUGCCCUGCUGCAGGCGAACAUCGACGCAGUGGUCGGGGAGGGCGUAUACUCGGUCUCCGUGCAGUCGAUCACGGCGACCGUCGCCAGCGAUCUCGGCGCCACCCCGGCCCCUGCGGCGUCGGACAAGUCGCAGGCCACCCCCCUGCCCCUCGCCGCCGCCGCCGCCGCCCUGCUGCUGUGCUGCCUCGGGUGCGGGUUCCCUGCCGUGGUGCUGGUGCAGUGGCGCAGGCGCCGGCUGCGGGCGGCGAGGCAGGCGCCGCAGCCCUGCCAGGCCGGCCCGCCCGCGCCCGGCCCCCAGAAGGCGCCGGCGACCUGCACGUUGGCCGACGAGCCGCUCGGGGGCGGCCCGCAGGCGGUGGCUCGCCUGGCCGACGGGCCGCCCAAGGGGCAGCUCUGCAUCCCGCAGGCGCCCGAGGCGCCCCCGUCGCUGCCGGAGACGCCGCGCGCGCUGUCCGAGGGCCUGUUCCUGGGGGGCGAGCUCCCCCCGCUCGCCGUCACACCCGCGGCGCUGCCCGUGGUGCUUCAGGCGGCGGCUCGCCUGGCCGACGGGCCGCCCGAGGGCGGCGCGCAGGCGCUCUGCAUCCCACAGGCGCCCGAGGCGCCCCCGUCGCUGCCGGAGACGCCGCGCGCGCUGUCCGAGGAGGGCCUGUUCCUGGGGGGCGAGCUCCCCCCGCUUGCCGCGACACCCGCGGCGCUGCCCGUGGCGCUUCUGGGAGACGGCGGGUUGCUCAGGGUCCCCGCGGGCCUGGCCCGACACUACCCGGAGCACCAGAUCUUGGCGCUGUGA